Molecule: messenger RNA, 831 nt
Organism: Naegleria gruberi
Lineage: Eukaryota; Heterolobosea; Eutetramitea; Acrasida; Naegleriidae
Exons: 2
Coding region: 1-831 (276 amino acids)
Biological process (GO): protein localization to phagophore assembly site; autophagy of mitochondrion; protein lipidation
Cellular component (GO): phagophore assembly site membrane; extrinsic component of membrane; cytosol
Molecular function (GO): phosphatidylinositol-3,5-bisphosphate binding; protein binding; phosphatidylinositol-3-phosphate binding
Source: RefSeq, a predicted model, not a curated record
AUGAGUACAUCAACAGAUCAUAUUUCUGGAGGAUCGGAGAAGAUUUUGUUUGCUGCUUUUAAUCAAGAUUGCAGUUGUGUGAGUGUUGGUACCGAUUGUUCAUAUAAAAUCUUUACAUUGGAUCCGUUGAAGAAAUGCUAUUCCCAACCUGGAGGAAUGAGUCUUGUACAAAUGUUAUAUAGCUCUAGUUUAUUAGCUCUUGUUGGUGCCGGACAUCAAGCAAGUUUAAGUCCUAGAAGACUUCAACUUUUCAACUCGAGUGAGAACAAGGCAAUUUGUGAACUAAACUUUACUAGUACAAUUUUAAAUGUUAAAGUAUCAAAGAGAAGACUUGUAGUUGUACUUCAAGAUAAGAUUCAUAUCUUUGAUAUUUCAUCUAUGAAAAUUCUCAGGACAAUUGAAACAAAAAACAAUUUAGGAUUGUGUGUACUUUCUAGCAUACCUUCAUCUACACCAACAGGAGUCAGUGGAGGAAAGAAUGACGUUAGUUAUAUGGCAUAUCCAUCACCAACAGAGUCCGGAGAUGUUAUUCUCUACGAUGCCAUCAACCCUAAACAAGUCAACUUUAUCAAAGCCCAUAAGAGUGACGUAUCAAUAAUACAAUUCAAUCAAGAUGGUACCAUGCUUGCAACAGCAUCAGGAAAGGGUACUGUGAUUAGAAUUUUCUCAAUUCCAGGAUGUGAACUAUUGCAUACCUUGAGAAGAGGUUCAACAGCAGCUCGUAUUUAUAGUAUUUCAUUUUCUUCAGAUUCUUCAAUGGUUUGUGUUUCAAGUGACAAGGGAACCGUUCACGUUUUUAAAUUGAAUCAAAAUCAAGAAAAGGACGAGUAA